Sceloporus undulatus (fence lizard) is the source of this 3391-nucleotide messenger RNA. RefSeq names its product clathrin binding box of aftiphilin containing 1 (gene CLBA1). The coding region runs from base 432 to 1454 and encodes 340 amino acids. The record is from RefSeq and is a predicted model, not a curated record. NCBI's taxonomy places the organism in Eukaryota, Metazoa, Chordata, Lepidosauria, Squamata, Phrynosomatidae. Gene Ontology annotation, biological process: intracellular transport. The transcript has 6 exons. Gene Ontology annotation, cellular component: trans-Golgi network membrane; AP-1 adaptor complex. Gene Ontology annotation, molecular function: clathrin binding.
UCUCCACCCCUCCUCGACCAUUCUAUACACACCACUUAAAGCCACGCCCCCUCCGGCUAGUUCAGCCAAUCAGAUUUCCCUAGUCCGGCACCUGCCGGCUGCCCCGCCUCUUUCCCAGUCACUGUCAGAAUCGCUGCUGACCGUUGAGGAGGAAGGAAGGUGCGCGAGGCGGAGGAGAAGGAGACUGAAAUCUGGAUUGUAAUCAAGUUGAGACUGAAAAACAAGCCUUGCAUUGAUGACUUAGGGAGACGUUGAAGGACACUUUCUUUUCCGUAGCAACAUUAUUGCAAGCUAUUCAAGACAGAAUGAAGUGCCUGGUUAUGUUUUUGAAAUGUUAAAAUUUUCCAAUCGGUCAUAUUUCCUGGGUGAUGAGGGUUUUUUUGGUCCAGAUUUCUGAAUGAUUCUUCAUAGCUGGAAUAGCAGGAAUCAAAAUGCAGGGUCAGGACUCAGCAGAAAUGCCUAGUGGUAUGGAACUUUCAAGACAGUCAUGUUCAAAUGUUCUGCCAGCAGAGAUGUCUGCCAGUGAAAAGACUGAUGGAGCUGAUGAAUAUUACCUAAACCUAGCUGGAAAUCUUGAUGAAAGCUUGGAAGUGGAGAAGGUUCAGAAAAAUCUUCCUAGCAGCAAGAAUGGAAGUGUGCAUGAAGCAUCACUGGAAAUUCCUCAUGACACCAGCGCAGUGGAAACCAGCAGUACAUGGGGUGACUUUGAAGCAUUCAGUGAAGCCAAGCUGAGGAACGUAAGCGACACCCCAGAAUCUUUGCAGAAAUUAAGUGAAAAACAAGUUUACAUGAAUGGUGUCGAUCUCAACCACAAUUGCACCACUACCUCAUGGACUCAGUUCUUUUCUCAAACGGCUAGGCACAAUGGAAGAGAAACUUCUACUAAUGUGAAGGCUGUCUCCAGUGUUGAAGAUAUUAUUAAACUGAGCUUUCCAGCCAUUCCCAUACCACAGCUAUUGGAAAAAAUAAGCAGUUUGGAACAAGUACUUCGGACAAAAACAGACAACACAGAAGAUUCUGAAUGUACAGAGCAACAACUUUGCAGCGACUCAGCAAACUUAUGGAAGACUUUUACUCAGUGCAAUAACCUGUCCAGUUUUGGAUGUCCUUGGAAUGAAUCUCGUAAUCAAGAAAACCUUUUAGCUGUGCUUGGAAUUGAUGUUCAUCAAAAGGCUCUUCCAGAAGGUGAAAAUGAAAUUUUGGAGGAAAUGAAAGUGGAAGAAAAUGAAGAUUCCAGUGCUGAUAAAUGCAACAUCAGCAUGUGCAAAGCGCUAAUUCAAACCAAGCUUUCUGUAUCUCCUGAUGCCAGACAGAGCCAUCUCUUCACAUAUAACCUCUUCUUGAAGAAAACCCCAUCCACUGGAAAUAUGCAAUAUAUAACAGUUCCCCAAAAGAAGAGGAUUUUUACCACACAAAGCCUAAGGAUGAAAUUGUUUAGCAGCAAUGUUUGUUAAUACAUAUAUUUCUUGUCAUGCUUUCCCCCCUUAAAAACAAGAACACCCUUAUGCCGUUACUAAUUUUAAGCUGGGGAAUGCUGCUGGGGUGAAGAAAAUGAGAAUUCAAUGUUCCACUCCAUUCUACUGCCAGGGUUAUGUAUGGUUCCAUCAUAACUCAUGACACUAUCAAGUGGGGCAUGGAAAUCAUGAAGUUUGCCUUGUGAUGAACCAGCUAGGAACACAUGUGUGGUGCUAAUGCAUUCUUGCCAUGGUGAAACAGCCUUGCAGGACUGAAUAGCAUUUUCCCAACCCUUCUAACUAUGGCCAGGAUUAAAACACAAGUGCUUUCAAUGUGCCUUGCCAUGUCCCCCCCUUGACUGCAUCUUACAGGCCCUAACAACCUGGCCAUAUUGCCCUUGCCUGUGUUACUACUGAUAUAACUGGCUUAUGAGUUGCCUUUUUUUUGUAAACAGUCUUGGUUACCUAUAUAUUUGCUUCUGUACCACUUAAUGAUAAGACUGUCAUAUUUUUCUUUAUCAUCUUGACCAUACUCUUGAUUUAAUGGAGAAGUAAGAUCUGCUUCAUUUUCUGUUCUGGAAGAGGCUGCUCAUUGGUACUCUUGAGCAGAUCAGAUCCUUUUAGUCCUAGCUUGAUAGCAUAGUUGUGUGGGCUGAGCUGGCCAGCAGUGCUCACAUUAUAUUAAAAAGCCCUGAGAGGUUUAAGGGCUAUGUAAAUCCUAUUGCUUCUCCCAACAAAUGGUGGAUUCUGAGUUCUAUCAACAGCUUGUUAGAUGAAAUGCAAUGCCUAGAACUCUUACAACUAGCACACAUUUAAACUAUGUUUGGGGAUGGAGGGGGCCCUUUUUUAAUGUUGUGACCAACAGUUUAGUGCAAAAGAAGAGUGAUAGUAAUAUUUCAGACAAUUUGUCUUUGUUUAUGAGUUCAUUGAAUCGGAAACGGUUAGAACAGUUUGCUGUAAAUUAGAAAGCAUUGGUCCAGCUUCAUAAAUUUGCUCCAUCAUUCAUUACCCUCUCUGUUGAACAUUCAUCUUGUUCCAUAUAAAGUCUGCUGGAAUCAUACAUAUUUAUGUCCUGGAGUAGGUGAAGUAUAACUCCUUUCAGUCCUGCAACUUUAAAAGUAGAGAGCUUAAAUGCUGUCACCAAAUAAGAUCUGGAGUUGGUGGAAAGUUGUUAGUUGCUUCUCUGUCUCUACCUCUCCCAUGUCACUAAGUAGCUUAUCAUACAAAGAACACAAGUGGGUUAUCUGGCUUAUAUUUUAUAAUUAUAUUAACUGUCAAUUAAGUGUAGGAGCAGUGAAUCCUUUAUGGUAGGGUUCCUCUGAAGAACAUAUUAUCUGGAGGGCAAGAAUUCUUUCCUAUCAGACCCAGAAAGCAUGACCAGGAAUGACGGGAACCACAGUUGAACAUUAUCUGAAAUGCCGCAAGUUCUCUACCCUGCUCUACAGCCUUCUACUCCAUGUCUUCUGGUUUAGUACUUGCAUGUGUGUUAGCCUGACCCCGAAGUUUUCUGGUCUGGCAAGUGACAAGGAGGGUAAAGAUUUGUUUCAGCAUUCCAGUAAACACCAGUGUAAAUAUGGUUUGUUCUGUGCUCUUAAGCAUGGUUAGGAGUUUUAUGGGUUGUGUUCUCAGGUCUAGAGUAAAACCUGUUUGGCACUUUUGAUAAUUUAGAAGAAACAGUUUUGUGUACUUACUACUUAUUUUUAGAGCAAUAGUUCAGCUGCCUUUGGGUAUUAACUGCUUAGCAAUGGGUAGGCCAGAGUGUAUGAUGGAAAAACAAAGUAAGCAUGUCAUGCCCCUGCAUGAAUGGGAGGGCCAGUAACAUGGACAGAUUUUAGGUCUGAAUAAUAGGGACCUCUUAUAGGACAUUUGUCAAGAACUUACCAAGUCUGCACUGAUGUUUUGUAACACUGCCUUUAAUAAAAUAUUCACAUUAUAGA